Molecule: messenger RNA, 883 nt
Organism: Gadus morhua (Atlantic cod)
Lineage: Eukaryota; Metazoa; Chordata; Actinopteri; Gadiformes; Gadidae
Gene: fbxo36b
Product: F-box protein 36b
Exons: 5
Coding region: 206-883 (225 amino acids)
Molecular function (GO): protein binding
Source: RefSeq, a predicted model, not a curated record
AUUUAAGGGAUGUAAUUCAAAAUGUUCCUAAACGAAUACGUUGAUACAAUAAAUGCACAACUCUUUAGGUCAAUAUAUGUAUAAUCAGAAUAUAUGAGAUGCACCUGUUCCAGGGGGUUUCUCCCCUGGAGGCACACUGCUCAGUGGCACCCCUGGUGUUCCUGUGCGGUACCGCUGUUGGCAUGACAACCGCAACCUCGUUGACAUGGCCUCUCUUCUGAAAGAACCUUUAUUUGAAAUAAGUGCACAAGGCCCUGCGCCUAAUAAGGAUUUUUAUCAAUUGAGCAUCACUAAAUCAGACGUAAUAUGGAGGUAUUGGAAGAUUUCCCUCAGAAAUGCCUCCAGGAACGCAAAGCCAGGGGAGCAGAGGGAGUCCCAUCAGGACUACCUGGAGGACACCCGCUUACAGAGCCAGGUGGGCCUGGUGUUCGGCCAAGGGAUCCAGGCCUACACGCUGGCCCUGGGCCGAGGCUGCUACGACUACCUGGAGCGCCUGCCUGACGCCCUGCUGCUCCGCAUACUGGCCCACCUGCAGCUGGAGGAGGUGGGCGCGCUGGGCCAGACCUCCCACCGCUUCAGGAAGCUGUGCAGCUCAGAGGCCUUCUGGGAGCAGGCGGUGCGGGGCCACUGGGAGACGGUCCCGGCCGAGGUGGGGUCCCUCGGGCUUGAGCUGGGCUGGCGCCGGGUCUUCUUCACCAGCAAGCUGCAGCUCCAAAAGCUGAUCAGCCGCCAGCGGCAGCAGCUCAGAGAGGAGGAGGAGGAGCUCCAACGCCUGCGCCCCCCUACUGCCGCCCAUCUGGGGGCCGGCCUGCUGCGCUGCCUCUGCCAGGGAGGAGGCAUGGGCUGGGGCACCCAGGGAUCAGUGGACGUCGCCCAGUGUUGA